Molecule: messenger RNA, 852 nt
Organism: Phytophthora nicotianae INRA-310
Lineage: Eukaryota; Oomycota; Peronosporomycetes; Peronosporales; Peronosporaceae
Exons: 3
Coding region: 1-852 (283 amino acids)
Source: RefSeq, a predicted model, not a curated record
AUGUCUUCUGACACCAACAUCUUUGUCGACCUCACGUCCUCGCCCGGUUCGUCUCCUCGUUCUGCUGCGCGCGGCGCUCCUGCCACCGUGUCGACCAUCGAGCUGACCGAUCCUUCGUUGGACCUUGCCGGCGUGCGGGCCUCGCUGAGUGCGCUGCAGCAGUCCAUUGAUCAAGUCGAGGCACUGCGCGAACUUCGCUCGGAUCAUGAGGGCCUGCACCGCGAGUUCCUGGCUACACGACGCCGCGCGGAGGAUCUGGAUCGUCAACUUGCCGACGCGGCCAAUGCUGCGUCGCCGUAUGUACUCUUCUGUCAGCGCAAAUACGACUUGGUUCGUCACCAGUUGGAAUCCACCCAGACGAAGCUCGCCGAAUGCCUGGAUGCGUUGCAGGAGCGUUUUGACAAUUCUCAUGAGCUCGAGGCUUGCCGCCUUCGGUACCGUGACUUGAAGAUCCGCUACAACGAGGCUGUGUUCGAGUUCCAAGACCGGAUCUGCACGCUAGAGGCACAGCUGGCAGCCGCCUCUUCGUUUGGCGUGAUCGUCCCGCCCGAUACGGCUCGUCGCAUAGCGGACUUGGAGUCCCAGCUCGCGCGGUCCCAGAUUGAUUUACAAGUCGCGCGCGAUCGUCAAUCUGCCCUCGCUUCGGAGCUUCACGAAUCAGCUACGUCCCACAAGGCUGCUCAGGCUGAGGUAGCUCGUCUCGAGGCCGCGAUGAAGCGCAAGAACUGUCGCCUUCGUACCUUGAAUGACAACUAUGGGCGUCGCUUGAGGGUGGCCGAUACCACGAUCGCAACCCAUACAGCUGAGCUUGGCCGCUUGCAAGAUCGGGGCGGCGCAUAUCGCUACCCGUGA